Anoplopoma fimbria (sablefish) is the source of this 2859-nucleotide messenger RNA. RefSeq names its product adrenoceptor beta 3a (gene adrb3a). Lineage: Eukaryota; Metazoa; Chordata; Actinopteri; Perciformes; Anoplopomatidae. Gene Ontology annotation, molecular function: norepinephrine binding; beta1-adrenergic receptor activity; epinephrine binding. Gene Ontology annotation, biological process: positive regulation of heart contraction; norepinephrine-epinephrine-mediated vasodilation involved in regulation of systemic arterial blood pressure; adenylate cyclase-activating adrenergic receptor signaling pathway. The coding region runs from base 563 to 1900 and encodes 445 amino acids. The record is from RefSeq and is a predicted model, not a curated record. The transcript has 2 exons. Gene Ontology annotation, cellular component: membrane.
AGAGAGAGAGAGACAGCAAGAGAAAGAGUGGGCAGCCACUCUGGUGCACUCUGGUGGUUCUUGAGACGGUGUCACUGCUGCUUGAUCUCCAACAGUACGACUGGGGCAUUGUGGCUCAUGCAAGAUUCAGCGGAAACACUGCAAACUACUCUAAUCCCAGUGGACGUAUGUAAAUGGACACAGACGGAUUCUCUUCUCAAAAACGUUCUUUUCCACUUUAUGUUAAUGUUUCCUGGAUUCAAGAAAGAGCUGCAACUCCGUGAACUAAUACAACUUUGUGGAUAGUUUGGAUACAUCUUUUUUUGAAGAACAUGCUCCUGUUGCCUACGCCAGAGGAACUUCCAAUAACCAUCACGUCUUGGUCAUCCCAUAUGGAAACGUGGAAAGCCACUAUUGCCUUUUGAACACUGCCAAACAAGAAUCCCAGGCUGUGCUAUGUAAGCAGUAACUGCAAACUAAAGGAUACCUAUUAUUUAGAGAGCAGAUUUAGGAUGCUUGUAAGAAGCGCAGAAUCUUCAGUUUUGUUAAAAUUGACGUAAAAAAACAUCUUCAUCUUAUUAUAAUGGAUGGAAACCUGAGCACCUCAGCAUCCUAUGUGAUCAACAGAACAGAGCCCUAUCACGCAGCGGCGGGACCCUGGAGCCUCAUCAUACUGGUCAUCAUCAUACUGACUAUAGUGGUGGGAAACCUGCUGGUCAUCAUCGCUGUAGCUCGCACUUCGCAGCUACAGACGACAACAAACAUUUUCAUUAUGUCCCUGGCGUGUGCCGACCUCAUCAUGGGGGUCCUCGUGGUGCCUCUUGGGGCUACUAUUGUAGUGACAGGGAACUGGCAGCUCAGUGACACGUUCUGUGAGUUCUGGACUUCUGUGGAUGUCCUGUGUGUGACGGCGAGCAUCGAGACGCUCUGCGUCAUAGCAGUGGAUCGGUAUAUAGCCAUAACGAGGCCGCUCCGACACAAGGUUCUACUCAAUAAGUGGCGUGCGAGGGCAAUAGUCUGCUUAGUGUGGGUUGUGUCCGCUUUAAUUUCCUUUGUACCAAUUAUGAAAGGGUAUUGGCGUGAUAAUGACGAUAAAGAUGCAAAGGAGUGCUACGAUACCCCUACAUGCUGUGACUUUGUGACCAACAGGGCCUUUGCUAUUAUAUCUUCAAUAGUGUCUUUUUACGUUCCACUGCUCAUAAUGAUAUUUGUGUAUGCAAAAGUCUUUCUAAUAGCCACACGGCAGGUCCAGCUCAUAGAUAAGAAUCGCCUGCGUUUUCAAAAUGAGUGUCAAAUAGCGCAGGUGCAAGAUCUCCCCCACAUCAAUAAUAUCCUGUCAACAACGUGUGCCGGCUCCAGCAGCACCGCAGCGAGGAGAAAGAGCGCCAAGCGGAGGCCGUCACGGCUAAUGCUCGUCAAAGAGCACAAGGCCCUCAAGACUUUGGGGAUCAUCAUGGGGACCUUUACUGUGUGCUGGCUGCCGUUCUUUGUCGCCAACAUCAUUAAUGCAUUUGAAAGACGCAUUCCCCCAGAGUGGAUCUUCCGACUGUUAAACUGGCUGGGUUACAUCAACUCCGGCCUCAAUCCUAUCAUCUACUGCAGGAGUCCGGAGUUUCGUACUGCGUUCAAGAGUCUGCUGGGCUGUCCCUGGUUGUCCACUGUGUGGCUCAAUACUUUCUACAAAGAGCUGCAGACUCGCUGCUCCUGCUUUCUAUGGCAGGCUGAGUCGGGCACAGCUGGGUCUUUCCAAAAGUCUCCAACCAGUAGGACUGAGGUCAGUGACAGUCUGGUCAGUACCCAUGGAAGUAACAAAAGUGAAGAGACUUUCCCUGAUCCUCUGCAGUCCAACGGCAGCACACAAAUCAGUGACUUAUCAGAGCCGGAAACCAAAUUCUUCACAUUGCAGGAAAAGGACGGAUGAACUGUAAAAUGUCAAGCUACUGAAGCAAACUAUGAUCCCCAGUCGUGACUGUGAUUCCUGCAAAGGCUGAGACCAAACAACAGCGAGGACAAGCUUAAGUACAACCACCGGCUCUAAUAAGCGUAGAUGAGGGAAGCUUACCCCAAAGAGAAGACGGUAUUGACUGUUGAGAAAACAGCUGAUUUGGUCUGGACGGGAACAAUGUCACUGUCUCUGUGGAGAGGAGAUGGACUGCUGCAGCUCAGCACCUCAAAGACAUAUAGUCACACCAAAGUCUCCUGAGUCAACGCUGCAAAGUUUAAAUGCCUUCCAGUUAACCUUUGGCCACAGUGUAUGUGGCCUGUGGUUUCAAAAAUGACAGAAUUAACUAGUUUUGUACAGUAUAUUAUCUGGUAAGUUAUCUAUUUAUGAUACAGUGAAUCUUUAGGAAAAUACAAAAGUAGUCUAACUUUAUACAAGUCAUGAUUCUGACAAGGCUGUCCUCACUGCCUGUGUAAUAUGAGCUAAACCAAAGGGCUGUGCAUUCAAAUAUUCAAUCCUGGUGUCUGUUUUGGGCCUGACCCCUGUGUCUACACAAUAGUUAUCUAUGUAUGUUAAGUUAUACCACAGCUAUGGAAUGUUUAUUUCUGAUUGGCUGGCUGUUUAAAUCUCAUAUCAUGACAACUCAAACAUAAUUCAUGUCUACAGUUAACCAUCAGUAUUGUAUGUGCAGGGUACAGUAUUACAAACCGCAGGUCACCGAGACAAAACACUUCUGCUACAUGCUGUUUCCAGUAAGCUCCUUACCUUCAGCAAGCAGCUAUGGUAUAAGCUUAUUAACACACUGUCACAUGUCCAAUUAUGGAAAAUAAUGGACUUGAUGGAGGAAACAUUGCCUCGACGUCAUCCAUUAUUUGUUAAAUCGGGACACCUUGUUGUGCAUUAUUACUCACUUAACAUCAUCUGUUGCAUUGAGAAAU